AUUCGGUUUUGUGGAGGUGGGGGGGAGGGGGAGCGGAAGGAAGAACCCGGCUUGGGUGGCUCAACCAUGUCAGAAGGGGACAGUAUUGGUGAGUCUGUGCAUGGAAAGCCUUCUGUGGUCUAUAGAUUUUUCUCCAGACUUGGACAGAUCUACCAGUCCUGGUUAGACAAAUCUACCCCGUACACGGCGGUGCGAUGGAUUGUAACUUUGGGGCUGAGUUUUAUCUACAUGAUUAGAGUUUAUUUACUGCAGGGUUGGUACAUUGUGACAUAUGCCUUGGGAAUCUACCACCUAAAUCUCUUCAUAGCUUUCUUGUCGCCAAAGGUAGACCCCUCUUUAAUGGAAGAUUCAGAUGAUGGCCCUUCCUUACCUACAAGGCAAAAUGAAGAAUUUCGGCCUUUCAUUAGAAGGCUCCCAGAGUUUAAAUUCUGGCACUCUGCCACUAAAGGAAUCCUGGUUGCUAUGGCAUGUACAUUCUUCGAGGCUUUCAACGUUCCUGUGUUUUGGCCCAUCCUUGUGAUGUACUUCAUUAUGCUCUUUUGUAUCACUAUGAAGAGGCAAAUCAAGCACAUGAUCAAGUACAGAUAUAUACCCUUCACACACGGCAAGAGGAAAUACAAAGGGAAAGAAGACGUGGGGAAGACCUUUGCUAGCUAGAAGAUGCAAUCAACCUGUCGACCAAUUCUACUUCUAACUAAAGGAACGAUUUUGAGCCAUUGUAACAAUGCCUUUUUUCUUCAUAAAAAAAUAAUUAAUGGAGUGGUGACAAGGCAGUUGAAUUUUCAUUUUAAGAGGAUCUUGCUAUUUUUACCUGCAAUAUCAGUUUCUUGAAGGAACUGGCAUUCUAACCACAUUGCAUUGAGCCCAUUAUCUUUUGUAAGAAGUUGGAGAAACUUUGGCUAGUCCCAUGGAUUUGGGAUAAUGUUUUCCUUUCAAUAACCAUUGCACUGGAGAGAUGAAUGGCUUGGAGUUUGGAUAUUUUUACAUUUUCUCCUGCUCAGUAUCACCCUGAAGUGCUGUGCACAUGUGUGGAGGAAAGAUGUCAGGUGGCACACGUGAUGCUGUUUUCUGCUUCAUGGCCGUGUGCUGGUUCCAUAGAAAAAUUCAGUAGAGCCAAAUAGAUGCAGAACUUAAGCCAGUUUCCUAAAUGCAUGGUAUUGCUGAGUUAUAACCAAACAAAUAUAGGUAGGAAUAAGAACUCUACUAAAUUAUGGGGUUUGCAGUAGGGGAACAAUACUCAGAGCCUCUGAAGUAACUCAUUUGUGUUGGGUUUCAAUGCCAGUUUCACCAUCACGACUCCUAGCAGAUGCUAAAUUGGGCUCUUUCAUGAUGACUCAAAACUUGGUUCAGACUCUAUCACAAUUCCUUGGAGGACCUGGAAUUACAAAAAUAUAUAUUUUAAUUGUUAUUAGUUGGAGUUUCUUUGAUACUUAAGUGUUUCUUGGUUAAUUUAAGCUGACUCGAUGCAGCCCUUUCAGAACAUAGCCGAACUGGCCAUAGCAGACAAGUGGUGUGGGAUUUAACAUAGCUUUUUCAUUUUCUAUGGGGAAGAAAAA
Molecule: messenger RNA, 1556 nt
Organism: Dryobates pubescens (Downy woodpecker)
Lineage: Eukaryota; Metazoa; Chordata; Aves; Piciformes; Picidae
Gene: RER1
Product: retention in endoplasmic reticulum sorting receptor 1
Exons: 7
Coding region: 67-657 (196 amino acids)
Biological process (GO): retrograde vesicle-mediated transport, Golgi to endoplasmic reticulum; protein retention in ER lumen
Cellular component (GO): Golgi membrane
Source: RefSeq, a predicted model, not a curated record